Lampris incognitus (smalleye Pacific opah) is the source of this 4938-nucleotide messenger RNA. RefSeq names its product NBR1 autophagy cargo receptor a (gene nbr1a). The record is from RefSeq and is a predicted model, not a curated record. Bases 112 to 3357 code for a protein of 1081 amino acids. Lineage: Eukaryota; Metazoa; Chordata; Actinopteri; Lampriformes; Lampridae. Gene Ontology annotation, cellular component: phagophore assembly site. The transcript is spliced from 22 exons. Gene Ontology annotation, biological process: macroautophagy. Gene Ontology annotation, molecular function: ubiquitin binding.
GUCAUCGUAUUUUUCUAGACGCAGCUGACGAUGUAAACAAGAGAGGGCCAGGGAUCAAAUUGUCCAUUGUCAUUGCAAAUGAUAAAUACCGACUUUGCAUAAAACGCUAAAAUGGGGCUCCCUGUAACAAUUAAGGUCAAUUUCAGAGGGAAUGUGAAACGAUUCUUGGCUCCAGAUUUGGACAAAUCGGAAUGGGAGUCGGUGGAAGCUUGGAUCAGAGCGUCGUUCGGAAUCAGCCAUUUUCAAGUAAAAUAUUUUGAUGAGGACAAUGAAGAGGUUUGCAUAAACAGCCAAGAGGAAUACGAAGAAGCCAUCAAGAGUGCAGACAAGCAGGGGAACCAGUUACACAUGAAUGUUUACAAGAUGAAGGGCCAGGCCUGUGGCGGCCCACUGAAGACCGAGGUGAAGGAGCUGAAGGGGGAUCUUCGACCUGCCCCUCCAUACCCUUCAAGGGUCAAGACCGUGGAUAUAGGCACACAGGUCACCCCCGAAAAAGAAGCUGUGAUUAUGAAAGAUACUAAGGCUAGCAAACCGGAAGAUGAGCCCCCUCCUGUUUGGUUCAGAUCAUACAUGGAGAAGUUUAAGGAUGAGGUGGUAAAAGAGGUGGUGGAAAGGAUGUGCAAUGACUUUUCUGGCCAGUGUUGCACCCAUAAAACUACGAGUGAGCCCGCUGAGGCCCCAGGAGCUAGUGUUGAUGCCGUGGGGCCCAAGGAUGCACCCUCCACCUCUAAUGCAUCCCUUGGUUACACCCCCAACUGCAGCAGCUGCAACAAGCUCACCUCUGAAGGGGCCUACAAGUGCAGUGUAUGUCCAUCCUGCAUUUUGUGUGAGAUCUGUAGACAUAGCCAUGACCCCAGUCACAACCUAGUGAGAACCAAGACACCUCUCUCUAUCCCUGAGCAUGGAAUGUCUGGAGAAUUAAGGUUCCCAAGGAGAGGAGACAGAACAGUGCGCAAGGCCGAGCGACAACGCCUCAAAGCUGAAAGGAGGCAGUUGAGAGCAGAAGUUAAGGAAAUCAAGAAGAAACUGAGACUAGAAAAGAGAGGGCUUCAGUGGAGCGGGCCCUCUACCUCUGGCAGAACCAACCUGACAAACAUGGCCUCUGCCUCCACCCAGGCCCCAGCCCUGCCCCCCGCAGCUGCCUCAGAAACAGCCUCAGGUCCAGCCCCAGCUCAAGGUCCCAUCCCUGCCCCGGGCCCCGACCCCCAGGCCUCCAGUCCAGAGGGUCCCGGGGUCUUGCACACCUCCUUGGUGCCCACUAUGGCUGCCUUGUUUCUGGAUGAAAAUCUGCCCGAUGGCACCCGUCUGGAGCCUGGUACCAAGUUCAUCAAAUACUGGAAGAUGAGGAACUCGGGCAAUAUCAGCUGGACCUCGGAGACUAAGCUGAAGUUCAUGUGGGGCAACUUGGGCCUCGCAUGUGAGGAGAAGAGAGAGGUGCCAGUUCCCCUGCUUCAGCCUGGACAAGUAGGCGUGGUCAGUGUGGCAUUUGUGGCCCCGGUGAUGGAAGGGACAUAUACCUCCCACUGGCGCCUGGCACACUGUGGGAGUCAGUUUGGUCCGCGUAUAUGGUGCAGCAUCGUGGUCGACCCAGGCAACGGCUGCAACGCUCUCAGUCAUCAGAGCAAAAGACUGAGGGAAGAGGUGAGGCCAUUAGAGAAGGAGGAGAGGUCAAGGGAUGACGGCUCUGACGUGUCUGCAGACUUCAGCCACAGAGACUACUACUUCCCCUCGGUCGACCUGCUUACUGCACAGGAUCUGCUGUCAUUUGAACUGUUGGAUAUAAACAUUGUACAGGAGUUGGAGAAAGUGCCAAACAACACUCCAGCUGAUUUGACACCCUGCAUGUCCCCUCUGCCCCAUGAUGCACCAGCACUGGGGAAGGUCGACCCCUCACAGAUAAAAGAAGAUACAGAGGUCAAGGGGGUCAGAAACCUUUUUGGAAUGAAGCUGAAACCCCAAAAGAGGUUGUUGGAACCUCCAACCCAUGAGGAGGAGAGGGAUGAGGAAAUCAGUGGGGCCCAGUUCCUCUGUGAGACAGUCAUCCGCUCCCUCACCCUGGAAGAGGCCCCUGACCACAAACCACCAAGAAGAGUCCAGCACAACAGCCGCAAGCCACAGGUUUUCUGUACUGUUUCCCGGGGCGGUGGCUUUUACUUUGAGAGAAGUGUGGAGGCUGAGAAGAUGGACAAGAUUCCAGGAGUCAAUGUGGAGCUGACUGCUGUUAAAUUAGAAAGUUCAGCCCCACCUCCAUACCCAGCCCUCCACCUGAUCACCAUGCAGGAGGAGGAGACUGGCCCAGACGUUUCUGAUGUGGCCCCACACAAUGAAGACCAGCAUAUCAACCCAAACACAAUAAAGGAGGAGGACAAAGAGGCAGCAGGCUUGACCAAGACUACACAAGAGAUAAAGGAGACUAGAGAGGAAGUGAGAGGGGAGGAUGGGGCCAAAGAAGAAGAGGACUGGGAUGAGGUCAGCAGCCAGGCCUCUUCAGUUUCCUCUUGCGAGGAUUACAUCAUUAUCCUCCCUGACUGCUUUGACACCAGCCGGCCACUGGGAGAGUCUAUGUACAGCUCUGCCCUGUCACAGGACGGUACUGCUGUUGGCUCAGCCAAUCAGGAAUCUCAAGUUGAUAAGGAUGAAGAGUCUGACUCUGAGUCAGAGGAGCUGGGCAGAGCUGCGCUGGUGAGAGAGAAGUGGGAGAGGUCAGAACCAGUGAACACUGUGGGGUCCUGGGCGACUGCACUGCCUCCAGCUGUCCACCCCAUCCACAGCAGUGUGAACCAGAUGCUAUGUGCCUCCCAGACUCUGGACGCCAUGACUCUCACCCCUGAAGUGGUGCCACUGCAGCCACUGCCUGAUGCCCUGCUGCCCCUGCCUGCCCUCCACUCACCCAGAUCUGAGGCGCUCUACCUGGCUGAGGAACCCAGUCCUCCAGCCUGUAAACCAUAUGAGCAACAACAACCAGCAGUCUGCCUAAAUAUAUCAUCUGGUCUGUCCAGAUCAGCAGGCUCAGCAUCCAGUGCCUUUGAGACGUACAACCCCAGACCCAGCAAUGCACUGCAGCCAAGGGGCCAAGGAGGCAUCACUGAAGGUCUAGUCAAGGGGGCCCUCUCUGUAGCGGCAUCCGCAUAUAAGGCUCUCUUCACUGGACCAAACUGCUCGAUACAGCGAGGCAUUGACCCUGCCGCCAAACAGGACCCUUCCUUGAUGGCGAUGCUGCUGGAGAUGGGCUUCAGAGACCAGCGUCUCAACCAGCGCCUGCUGAGGAAGCACGGUUACAGCCUGCUACACACCGUCAAUGAGCUGGUACAGAUGGCCGAGGACAGCCACAACGAGCCUGUCGACACUCAACGCUAAGGAAAGGAAUUGCAAUGGGAUGAGGACCUUGAAGCCUGUGCAAAGGUUGUUAAUUGGACAGCCAUGGUGUGAUGUGUGUAACCUUCGACCCCCUCUAAGCAUAAUAUUCACAGAGGAGAAUAUUGACAAUUGGAAGAAGAAAACAAAGCAGCCCAAAUAUAUCAAUUCUAUGAUUUUUUUUUCACAAUGCCUUGCAAUACAUUUUGAAUAGGUUCUUUUGGAGUGAAACCAAUGUAGCUUGCUUGAUGGAGGAAAACAUUGCUUCACGAGUCAGAAAUGUUUCAGGGGUGAUAUUUUCCAAAACACUGUUGAUGACUUGAAGUGGAAAGAGUGCUUUUUAACAACCCCUUCUCUUCUCCACGCAUUUAAUGUGGCUUCAAAGAUCUUACAGGAGUUUGAUGGAAUUAACCAUGUGCACACUUUAUUUGAAAUAAACCUGAUUGGGCCGAUCAAGGUGUUAGCUCAGCCUUUUGCCGUAUCUUCCCUUCUGAGACCACAGAGCUUUAUGUCUCGGUCAAAAAGACGAGGGGUUGUCAUUUUUGACUGGACAACAAAUGUGUGUACUCCCUUCCUCAUCUUAGUGUGGGUAUCAUGGCUUCUAACUCUGUCUCCGGCAAAUAAGCUUUCAUUGUCCAUCCUGUUUGACAGGGUGAAGCUAGCUUCUCUUCUUGUAUAGAACAGGGGAGAUGAAUAUUGUUGAAUGUUGUCAAAAAAAAAAAACUUUCGAAAAGCCAAUCUAUUUUAAGGGUGUUACUUGGACUACUUUUUAUGGAUCUCCUGAGUGUUAUGGGUCAUUAUGUAGGAAAGACCAACAUAGAUUUCAGAUUCCUUUGAUUAUAUUGAUUUCUCUUGAUUAUAGUAGUGAAUCUGCCUAAACAAUGCAAUCUUUUCUGUAUCGGAGUACUGUUAUUUUAGACGUUGACAUGUGGAAUGUAUACAAAUCUGUCCAAACGGAUCACUGUUUAGACACAGAUGUUUUCUACUGCUUUCUAGAAGAUGCCUGCAUGACAGGUAGAAGCUUAGAGAUGAGUAUUGUUCUUGUGGUCUUAGCAGAGUCACAAUGGAAAAUACCCACUUUGCAUUGACCGUUCACAACAUGUCCCCAUUUUCAUCCACUCUCACACACCCACCAUUUAACAACUAGCAACCUGUCGUGUUUUGCAACUUUUACAGCGCUAACCUAACCCAAGACCUCUGCAAAGACACAUUCCUGAAUCUUGUAAAGGAACCAAGUUUGCUUUUUUUUUGUGUGUGUGUGUGUGUUGUUUUUAUGAAUGAGGAUCACAGAUCUACUGACCAAUGUUCAACUGUUGAUGUUUCACAUUAUGUUGUGGUGUGAGUGCACAGGUUGAAAUUAACAGUCGCCUCUGCCUUUUGUGUGUUGGUGUGUACCAUUGUUUGCUUGACGAGGAACAGUCAUUGAGACAAUUGGAACCAUAUUUUUACUUAAUCCAUAAGGCGUUGUGCUCUAGAGAUUAAUGCUGAAUAUAUAUGCUGUGCUUGUGAAAUAGAUCUAUCAUAGUGUACACAUUAAUACCCAGCUACUGUCAAUCUCCCAAUAAAUGAUUUGCACAACACAAA